CCAGCACUGACCCUCUGAGUAUUCUACAGUUCAUCCUAGUCCCAUCUUCAGCUCUGCGUUUACUGAUUCUCUGUGCAUCUGUGGAACUCAAGAGAUCACAAUGGGUGAUGCUAUAAUGGCAGAGUUUGGAAAAGCAGCUCCCUACCUAAGGAAGUCAGAGAAAGAACGACUUGAAGCUCAGACAAGACCUUUCGACAUCAAAACUGAAUGCUUUGUGGUGGAUGAAAAAGUAGAAUAUGUCAAGGGUCAAAUCACCAGCAAGGAGGGAGGGAAGGUGACCGUUAAGACAGAGGAUGGGAGGACCGUAACUGUCAAAGAGACAGACGUUCAUCCUCAGAACCCACCUAAAUUUGAUAAAAUUGAAGAUAUGGCGAUGUUCACUUUCCUACACGAGCCUGCAGUGCUGUUUAACCUCAAAGAGCGUUAUGCAGCCUGGAUGAUUUACACUUACUCAGGGUUGUUUUGUGUAACAGUCAACCCCUACAAAUGGCUGCCUGUGUAUGAUGCGGAGGUUGUUGCUGCUUACAGAGGUAAGAAGAGAUCAGAAGCUCCUCCUCAUAUCUUCUCCAUUUCAGAUAAUGCUUAUCAAUACAUGCUAACUGACCGGGAAAACCAGUCUGUCCUCAUCACUGGAGAAUCUGGUGCUGGGAAGACUGUUAACACCAAGAGAGUAAUCCAGUAUUUUGCAAGUAUUGCAGCUGCUGGUGGUGCUGCCAAGAAGGACUCCAACAAAGGCACCUUGGAGGACCAAAUCAUUCAGGCCAAUCCUGCACUCGAAGCCUUCGGAAAUGCCAAAACAGUGAGAAAUGACAACUCGUCUCGCUUUGGAAAGUUUAUCCGCAUUCAUUUUGGAACAAGUGGUAAACUGUCUUCAGCUGACAUCGAAACAUACUUGCUGGAAAAGUCACGUGUGACCUUUCAGCUAAAAGCAGAAAGGAACUACCACAUCUUUUUCCAGAUAUUAUCCAACGCAAAGCCUGAGCUGCUGGAUAUGCUGUUGAUUACAAAUAAUCCCUAUGAUUACUCUUACAUCUCCCAAGGAGAGGUAACUGUUGCAAGUAUCAAUGACAGCGAGGAGUUGUUAGCUACCGACAAUGCCUUUGAUGUGCUUGGCUUCACUCCAGAUGAGAAGAUGGGAGUCUACAAACUGACUGGUGCUAUCAUGCAUUAUGGCAAUAUGAAGUUCAAGCAGAAGCAGCGUGAGGAACAGGCAGAGCCUGAUGGUACAGAAGCUGCUGACAAAUCAGCCUACCUAAUGGGGCUGAACUCUGCAGAUCUUCUGAAAGGACUCUGUCAUCCAAGGGUCAAGGUAGGAAAUGAGUAUGUCACGAAAGGUCAAGGCGUGGAUCAAGUGUACUACUCACUUGGUGCGCUGGCAAAGGCAGUGUAUGAGAAGAUGUUCAGCUGGAUGGUGGCAAGAAUCAACCAGUCCCUUGACACAAAACAGCAUCGGCAAUAUUUCAUUGGUGUACUAGAUAUUGCUGGAUUCGAAAUCUUUGAUUUCAACACAUUUGAGCAGCUCUGCAUUAAUUUCACCAAUGAAAAACUGCAACAGUUUUUCAAUCACCACAUGUUUGUCUUGGAGCAAGAGGAGUACAAAAAGGAAGGAAUCGACUGGGAGUUCAUUGACUUUGGGAUGGAUUUGCAAGCUUGCAUUGAUCUGAUUGAAAAGCCCCUUGGGAUCAUGUCUAUUUUGGAGGAAGAGUGCAUGUUUCCAAAAGCAAGUGAUCAGACCUUCAAAGCAAAACUGUAUGAUAAUCAUCUGGGUAAGUCAAACAUAUUCCAGAAACCACGUGUUGUCAAGGGCAAGGCAGAGGCACACUUUGCAUUGGGUCACUAUGCUGGCACUGUUGAUUACAAUAUUACAGGAUGGCUUGUAAAAAACAAAGAUCCAUUGAAUGAAACAGUAGUUGGGCUGUACCAAAAAUCCUCUCUCAAGCUUCUAACUCAUCUAUUCUCAAGCUAUGCAGGAGCAGAAGCAGCUGAAAAAUCAGGGAAAGGGGCUAAAAAAAAGGGAUCAUCCUUUCAAACAGUGUCUGCCUUGCACAGAGAAAAUCUUAACAAACUGAUGACCAACCUCAGAAGCACUCACCCUCAUUUUGUUCGCUGUUUGAUUCCCAAUGAGACCAAGACUCCAGGAGCUAUGGACAACUGCCUUGUGAUGCACCAGCUUCGCUGUAAUGGUGUGCUGGAGGGUAUCAGAAUUUGCAGGAAAGGCUUUCCAAACAGGGUGCUCUAUGGUGAUUUCAAACAGAGGUACAGAAUUUUAAAUGCAUCAGCUAUCCCAGAAGGCCAGUUUAUUGAAAACAAGAAGAGUGCUGAGAAACUACUAGGAUCACUGGACAUUGACCAUACACAGUACAAGUUCGGCCACACAAAGGUCUUUUUCAAGGCAGGUCUGCUGGGUACCCUAGAGGAGAUGCGAGACGAGCAACUUGCCCGCAUUAUUACAAGGAUACAAGCUAAUGCUCGGGCUCUGCUUAUGAGGGCAGAAUAUCAGAAGCUGGUAGAACGCAGAGAUGCCCUAAUGGUCAUUCAGUGGAACCUUCGCUCUUUCCUGAGUGUUAAAAACUGGCCUUGGAUGAAAAUGUUCUUUAAGAUAAAGCCCCUACUUAAGAGUGCUGAGGCCGAGAAAGAGAUGGCAAACAUGAAGGAUGAAUUCAAUAAAUUAAAAGAUGCUCUGGAUAAAUCUGAUGGCCGUAGGAAAGAGUUAGAAGAGAAAAUGGUCACACUUCUUCAAGAAAAGAAUGAUUUGCUUCUCCAGCUGCAAUCGGAGCAAGAUACGCUGACAGAUGCUGAGGAACGCUGUGAACAGUUGAUAAAAAGCAAGAUUCAACUGGAGGCUAAAGUAAAAGAGCUGACUGAGCGAAUUGAAGAUGAGGAGGAGAUAAAUGCAGACCUCACAGCCAAAAAACGCAAGUUGGAGGAUGAAUGCUCUGAGCUUAAGAAAGACAUAGAUGACCUUGAACUCACACUAGCCAAGGUUGAGAAAGAGAAGCAUGCCACUGAGAACAAAGUGAAGAACCUCACUGAGGAAAUGGCCUCCCAGGAUGAGAUGAUUAUGAAGCUCACAAAAGAGAAAAAAGCUCUACAGGAGGCUCACCAGCAGACAUUAGAUGACCUUCAGAGUGAGGAGGAUAAAGCAAAUACUUUGUCAAAAGCCAAAGCUAAGCUUGAGCAGCAAGUUGAUGACCUUGAGGGAUCCCUUGAACAAGAAAAAAAGGUUAGGAUGGAUCUUGAACGUGCCAAGAGAAAGCUAGAGGGAGAUCUGAAAAUGGCUCAAGAGAAUACAAUGGAUUUGGAGAAUGAUAAACAGCAGCAGGAGGAGAAACUGAAAAAGAAAGACUUUGAAAUAUGUCAACUGAAUGGAAAGAUUGAGGAUGAGCAGAUGGCUGUGGUGCAACUACAGAAAAAAUUAAAAGAAAACCAAGCUCGAAUUGAGGAGCUAGAGGAAGAGCUGGAUGCUGAGCGUGCAGCCCGUGCAAAGGUGGAGAAACAGCGUUCCGAUCUCUCACGAGAAUUAGAAGACAUUAGUGAACGUCUUGAAGAGGCAGGUGGAGCCACAUCUGCUCAGGUGGAGCUCAACAAGAAAAGGGAGGCUGAGUUUCAGAAGCUGCGCAGGGAUCUCGAGGAAUCUACUCUUCAGCAUGAAGCCACUUCUGCUGCUCUUCGAAAGAAGCAUGCUGAUAGUGUGUCCGAACUAGGAGAACAAAUUGACAAUCUGCAGCGUGUUAAGCAAAAGUUAGAGAAAGAUAAGACAGAACUGAAGUUGGAGUUGGAUGACUUGGCCUCAAACAUGGAGAGUAUAGUGAAAGCCAAGGUGAAUCUUGAAAAGAUGUGCCGUUCACUGGAGGAUCAAAUGAAUGAAUAUAGGGCCAAAGCUGAGGAGGCCCAUAGAGCUCUUUCUGACUUCUCAACGCAUAGAGCCAAGCUGCUGACAGAAAAUGGAGAACUUGGACGACAGUUGGAGGAGAAAGAAUGCCUCAUCUCGCAACUUACAAGAGGAAAGAGCUCUUAUACCCAACAACUAGAAGACAUGAGAAGACAACUUGAAGAAGAAGUGAAAGCAAAGAAUGCAUUAGCACAUGCUGUGCAGUCUGCUCGUCAUGACUGUGACUUGCUAAGGGAGCAGUUUGAGGAGGAACAGGAGGCAAAAGCAGAACUCCAGCGGGCACUGUCAAAGGCAAAUACCGAAGUCGCAACCUGGCGAGCUAAGUAUGAGACUGAUGGUAUUCAGAGAACAGAAGAACUAGAGGAGGCGAAAAAGAAACUUGUUCAAAGACUACAAGAGGCAGAAGAGGCAGUAGAAGCAGUCAAUGCAAAGUGUUCCUCUCUUGAAAAAACUAAGCAUCGGCUGCAAAAUGAGAUUGAAGAUCUCAUGCUAGAUCUUGAACGCUCAAAUGCGGCUUCUGCUGCUCUGGACAAGAAACAGCGGGCCUUCGACAAAAUCAUCGCAGAGUGGAAGCAGAAGUAUGAGGAGUCACAGUGUGAACUGGAAGCAUCCCAGAAAGAAGCACGAAACCUCAGUACCGAACUAUUCAGACUGAAAAAUGCUUAUGAGGAAUGUCUUGAUCAACUUGAGACUAUCAAACGGGAGAACAAAAAUCUGCAAGAAGAAAUUUCAGACCUGACAGAUCAGCUUGGUGAAGGAGGCAAGAGUGUUCAUGAACUUGAAAAACUUAGGAAACAACUGGAACAAGAGAAAGCAGAGCUGCAAUCAGCACUGGAGGAAGCUGAGGCCUCUGUAGAGCAUGAAGAGGGCAAGAUCCUGCGGGCCCAGCUUGAGUUCAAUCAGGUAAAAGCUGACAUUGAAAGAAAGUUGGCAGAGAAGGAUGAGGAGAUGGAGCAGGCAAAGAGGAACUACCAACGAAUGGUAGAAUCCCUACAGUCCUCUCUUGAAGCAGAAACAAGAAGCCGCAAUGAAGCAUUGAGAGUCAAGAAAAAGAUGGAGGGAGACCUCAAUGAGAUGGAAAUCCAACUAAGUCAGGCCAACAGACAGGCAGCUGAUGCCCAGAAACAACUGAAGAUAGUCCAGUCAUAUCUGAAGGACACUCAGCUUCAACUGGAUGAUUCUGUUCACAUGAAUGAUGAUCUCAAAGAGAACUCUGCCCUCUUAGAACGCAGAAACAACCUCCUUCAAGCAGAGCUUGAGGAGUUAAGGGCCGUGGUGGAGCAAACUGAGAGGGGGCGCAAACUAGCUGAGCAGGAGCUUACAGAUGCAACAGAGAGGACGCAGCUACUGCAUUCUCAAAACACUAGCCUUCUCAAUCAAAAGAAAAAGCAAGAGGCUGAUUUGCUACAACUUCAGACUGAGAUGGAAGAAGCCAUACAAGAGAAACGCAAUGCUGAAGAGAAGGCAAAGAAAGCCAUAACUGAUGCAGCUAUGAUGGCUGAGGAGUUGAAGAAAGAGCAAGACACCAGUGCCCAUCUUGAGAGAAUGAAAAAGAACAUGGAGCAGACAAUUAAAGACUUGCAGCACCGCUUGGAUGAGGCUGAACAAGUAGCUAUGAAGGGUGGGAAGAAACAGCUCCAGAAACUGGAAGCGCGCAUACGUGAUCUUGAGAAUGAGCUGGAAGCAGAGCAAAAACGAGGUACCGAGUCCAUAAAAGGAGUUCGCAAGUAUGAACGCCGCAUUAAGGAACUCACCUAUCAGACAGAAGAGGAUCGUAAGAAUAUGGCAAGACUUCAAGAUUUGGUGGACAAGUUACAGCUGAAAGUGAAGUCAUACAAGCGCUCUGCAGAGGAAGCUGAGGAGCAAGCAAAUGUCAACCUGGCCAAGUUACGAAAACUACAGCACGAGCUGGAAGAGGCAGAGGAGCGUGCAGAUAUUGCAGAAUCCCAGGUGAACAAGCUGCGUGCCAAAACUAGGGAUGGUGUGCCUGGUAAAAAAUCCCAGGAUGAGUAACAUUAACGUCACUAAAAACGCACCCUGAUUGUGCAAGUGUCUAAUUACUGUUUGUUUAUCAGUUUAAAUGUCUAGAUUGUUUGUAAUAAAGUCAAAGAC
Molecule: messenger RNA, 6004 nt
Organism: Colossoma macropomum (tambaqui)
Lineage: Eukaryota; Metazoa; Chordata; Actinopteri; Characiformes; Serrasalmidae
Gene: myh6
Product: myosin, heavy chain 6, cardiac muscle, alpha
Exons: 1
Coding region: 101-5905 (1934 amino acids)
Cellular component (GO): myosin complex
Molecular function (GO): actin filament binding; ATP binding; cytoskeletal motor activity
Source: RefSeq, a predicted model, not a curated record